Molecule: messenger RNA, 2132 nt
Organism: Pimephales promelas (fathead minnow)
Lineage: Eukaryota; Metazoa; Chordata; Actinopteri; Cypriniformes; Leuciscidae
Source: RefSeq, a predicted model, not a curated record
GGUGGGUUGCACUUUCAUUGGAGCUGAUAUGGUACUUUUUUACCGUUGCUUGAGGACUAACAAACAACGUCCUGAAUCUGACCUGCUGUUGGACUUUAAGCGCUUAAUGAGAAUCAGUAAGAAGUAAAAUCACCGGGGCUCUUGCUGUCCGUCCUCGUCAGAGAAAAAGACACACACACACACACACACACACACGUACAGAGACUGAUGCGGGAUUCGCAGCGUGAGUCUGUCCGGAGAGACUCUGCCUGGAUUCUUACCCGACAUGGUGGCUUAACGUUUGAGUGAUACGGAGACCAUCCGGUAAAUUCCUGACAGGAGGAAUGAAUGAUUUCACGCGGGACGCGCGUGAGUGAAAACGCUCGCGUAACUGUUGCUGUGAACGGACGUCUGCAGGAAAAUGAGGAGAGGAAAUAACUGAAAUAAACUGCGUGGGUUAGCAGUAGGCAGUAACUGAAGAUGAGGAGGAGCUGGUGGCGAUCGGCCUGUCUGGGUUUGACGAUUGGCUUGCUUGUUAUCAUCACCCAAAUCUUGGCUCAAAACACCGAGGACUGGCACUAUGAGGAGUGUAAGUUGUCACGGUCAGGUCCACCUGCCACUAUUGUCACCAUUGAUGAGGAAAGUCCAAAUGGUACCGUUCUAGUGGAAAAAAUGCAGAUCAAUGGUCGUGCUCAGGAUCCAGAUAGAACCAUCUCCUUGACACUGCUGGACAACUAUGAUUACUGGGUUAUCCUUGACCCCGCACUGCAGAGACUGUAUCUCAACAGCACCGGCCGAGUGCUGGACCGAGACCCGCCCAGUUACAUCACCACCAUUGUGGUAAGGAUUCAGUGCACCAAUGAGCUGGUGGGAACGGUUAUUCUGCACGAAGUACGGAUAGUGGUGAGGGACAGAAAUGACAACGCGCCUCGUUUCCAACAGAGUGGUUACUAUGUAUCAGUUAAUGAGCUCACUCCUGUCGGUACCACCAUCUUUACCGGCUUCUCAGGAAACAAUGGAGCCACGGAUAUCGAUGACGGACCAAACGGACAGAUUGAAUAUGCCAUUCAGUACAACCCAAAUGACCCGAUGUCAAACAGGACCGUGCAGGUUGCUGGGACUCUGUCUGGUAACAUUGUUUUGGCAGAGCGGCUGAACUAUGAGGAGAGAACUCGCUAUAUAAUUAUAGUCCAGGCCAAUGACCGGGCUCCGUUUCCAGGAAGUCGUCGCACAGCAACCACUACUCUAACUCUGGAUGUUUCAGAUGGAGAUGAUCUAGGCCCCAUGUUCCUCCCGUGUGUUCUGGUCAACAACACACAGGACUGUACCCCCAUCACAUACCGCGUGGCUAUUCCUGAACUCACUGACCUGAGUAAAGUGAACCCUCUGAAUGUGACUCCUCCCAUUCGAGCCAUAGACCAGGACAGAAACAUCCAGCCGCCCUCGGACAGACCCCGAAUCCUGUACUUCAUACUGGUUGGUCAACCUCCUGCAUACACAGAAUUCUUCUCCCUCAACAGGAGCACAGCUGAGCUGCGUCUGCUGAAGCCUGUGGACAGAGAGCUUUACCAGCGCUUCUCUCUCAUCAUUAAGGCCGAGCAGGAUAACGGUCACCCUCUUCCUGCCUAUGCUGAACUGCUGAUUGAAAUUUUGGACGAGAACAACCAGGCACCAUAUUUUCAGCGGCCCUCGUACCAGGGCUUCAUCAGUGAGUCAGCCUCGGUUGGCACCACCAUCUCGGGGAGCUCCAACCUCACGGCUCCGCUGGGCAUCAUAGCACUGGACAAUGACAUUGAAGAGACAAAAGAUCCUCAGUUGAAGAUCACCCUGAAUGGCUACACCUCCAUCUUCACAAUCUCGCCCACUGGCAUCACACGUUACCUCACCCUGUUGACACCAGUGGACCGUGAGAUGCAGACGAAUUACACUUUAACGCUCGUGGCAUCUGAUGGUGUUCAACAGAGCAGACCUGUGACAGUGGACAUCCUGGUCAUCGAUGCGAAUGACAACACGCCCACCUUCAGUCAGGUGUCCUACAAUGUGGAGAUCUUCACUAAUAUGCUACCUGGAGAGACCGUCCUGCAGGUGAGGACACAGGACAUCAGUAAAACUGAGAAGCCAUGAGAACUUAUGAGGAGCCAUUUAUGAAUCAC